Molecule: messenger RNA, 1484 nt
Organism: Spinacia oleracea (spinach)
Lineage: Eukaryota; Viridiplantae; Streptophyta; Magnoliopsida; Caryophyllales; Amaranthaceae
Product: protein FAR1-RELATED SEQUENCE 5-like
Exons: 4
Coding region: 145-1314 (389 amino acids)
Source: RefSeq, a predicted model, not a curated record
GCUGAACCGUUUGAAAUCACGUGUUCCAAAAUAACAGAAUGCGCGAAACCCUAAAAUUGAGAUCUCUCUCCUCCAGCAGCAGCUUCUCUCUCCUACAACAGCUUCUCUCUCCUCCAACAGCUUCUCUCUCUUCGAGCUUCAACAAUGGAGGACGAUUUAAUCGAUUUGAAUAUCGAUUUAAAUCGCGCAAUAGAAGAAAAAUUGUAUAAUUAUGACGAAAACUUAGAGAAUCAUAGAGAAGUAUAUGAUGUUGAAGAUGAAGAUGAAGGCACAUCUCAGCAAGUUAUGGUUGCAAAUCAAUGUAUUGAAGAAGGUUCAAUAAUACAUUCAAAUUAUACAAACCACAACAUCUUUGAAAAUCCAAAUAAUGAGCAGGAAGAAAACAUUGAUAAAGAAUUAGAUGGCAGUUUAAUUGGAGAAGCAAGGAAAACAACCGAUGAGAUUUAUGAUCUAUAUUGCAAACAUGCUGCUAUUAUUGGUUUUAGUGUACGAAAAGGGAAGAAUAGAUAUAAAGAAGGAACCACAAUUGUUAAUGGAAAAUACUUCUACUGCUCUGCUGCUGGAAUAAGAGACCCUCCUAAAAACAAAGAACUCAAAAAUGAAGAUGAUCAAUCAGAUGCAAAAAAGAAAGAAAGGAGAAAGAGGGUUAUGAUAACAAGAACAAAAUGUGAAGCUCAAAUAUUUGCAAAGAAGAAUGAAAAUGGAGAUUUUGAAAUAGAAAAGCAUGUAGUGGUACAUAAUCACCCAUUGACAAGAGAAAUAAGUAAUUAUAUCCACCGAUCGGAACGACAAAUGACAGAACCUAAAAAAGAAGCUAUUGAGGCAAUGUCAGAAUGUGGUCUAAGACCAAUGGAGUCUUAUAAGUAUAUGUCAACAGAAACUGGCGGAGACGACUGUGUAGGUCAUACGAUGAUUGAUCAUCUAAACUACUGCUACAAGUUAAAAAUGAAGCAAAUUGAUGGCAAGGAUUCACAAACACUAAUGACCAAACUGUAUGACAUACAAUCAAUAGAUCCCGAGUUCUUUUUCAGAGUAAGACUCAAUGCUGAAGGAAAAGUUGAGUGCCUAUUUUGGAGGGAUUCUAUGAUGAGAGAAGAUUACAAAAUAUAUGGAGAUGUUCUAGUUUUUGAUACUACAUUCAGAACCAAUAAGUACAAUCUCAUAUGUGCUCCAUUUGUUGGUAUCAAUAACCAUUGGAAAAACACAAUGUUUGCUUGUGCUUUCAUUGGGGAUGAAACCACAGAAUCUUUCGUUUGGGUGUUUGACUUUUCUGAAGGCUAUGGGAGGAAAGCACCCUAUAUCAAUUUUCACUGAUCAAGAUGCAGCUAUUGCUGCUGGAAUAGAACAGGUUUUUCCUUCUUCAAGACACAGGUUAUGCUUGUGGCACUUGAGUAAAAAUGCAAACAGUAGGUUUGGUUUAUUGAAGUCUGAUAAAAACUUCAAAAACGCAUUCUACAAGUGUUUAAGUGGGUGUAUAACACCAA